AUGAAAGAGGCCAGUGCUUUGACGUCUGCCUUCUGGGUAGGAUUGCAUGAUGUAAACGGUAGCAAUACAGAUGGUAUAUUCAAAUGGUCAGACUGUAGCGCCAUAACAUCUUCAUACUGGUCUACCACAACACAGGCGAACGGUGAAUUCUGUGUAUCUGCCAGUCAAGUUGAUCUGUUAUGGACAAUUCGUCCUUGUACAGACAAACUGCCUGCUGUAUGUGAAAAUCGCGAACCAUGUUCUUGUAAAAUUAUUUUUGAUUCCACACAGUGUGCUAAUUUGGAAACCUCUGUAAGCUCAACAAAAAUUGGACUAUCAGAGGAGGACUGUCAGACUCAAUGUCUCCUGCAUGUCCGUUCUAAUGAGCAGUGCUGGGGUCUAUCUUAUGAUACUACCACAUCAACUUGUAUUCUACAUGAAAGACUACAGGCAAAAACAACUUGCACCCUCCCUCACAGAUAUUAUAGGAAAGUCUGUUUUUCUUAUCGUGCCAAUCCUUUCCCACGUAUAAACACCACUUACACCAACACUGACGUGAACCCAGAUUCUGUAUGUACCACAGGUGAUGAUCCUAUUGAUUCUAACAUUGAUUGUAAUUACACACUCUCAGUGGACAUUUCACCUGCAACAACACCAGCAUGUUCCUGUCCUUCAUGUGGAUCAGAGGUCUCUGGUUUACCUGAUUUUUGGGGUAACAGUACAUUACAAGAACAAAUUGACUGGCUUGUAACAAGCCUGAAAGUAGAUAAAUCUAAUACUUCUAUCAUGCGCAGAAGGAAAUACAGUGCUACCGAUUCUCGUAUGACUGCAGCUAGUAUUGGUUAUGCAGGAGCUGCCAUUUUAAUACUGAUUGUUAGUGGUAUUGUUAUUUUAGAUUUGAACAGACUAUGGAGAGAUAUUAAACAGGCAUUUAAAGGAGUACACAUGUACAUAUUACAAAAAAAGUGAUUCCUUUCCACGAAUUGCAAACCAGGGGUUAUUCCAGAAAUAAAUGAUGAUGAUUUCCAUUACAAAUAUAUAUAAAUUUUGUAUUAAAAUUUCUUUAGUUUUA
Mytilus californianus (California mussel) is the source of this 1051-nucleotide messenger RNA. RefSeq lists its product as uncharacterized. Bases 1 to 948 code for a protein of 315 amino acids. The transcript has 4 exons. The record is from RefSeq and is a predicted model, not a curated record. Lineage: Eukaryota; Metazoa; Mollusca; Bivalvia; Mytilida; Mytilidae.